Messenger RNA from Pisolithus orientalis, 797 nucleotides. RefSeq names its product ribosomal protein S7 domain-containing protein. NCBI's taxonomy places the organism in Eukaryota, Fungi, Basidiomycota, Agaricomycetes, Boletales, Pisolithaceae. Bases 58 to 672 code for a protein of 204 amino acids. The transcript is spliced from 2 exons. The record is from RefSeq and is a predicted model, not a curated record.
CCGAAAUUUUGCACCGCCACCGUGUCACAUCACUGUACUCACCGCCAGCCACGCACGAUGAACGUUCGCAAUUUGGCCGUGUCAGCCUUGCAAGCCGCCAAAUUCACAGCCAGGCGCACAAGGGCGUCGCCAUUUUCACCUGGAAUUGUUGCGGGCGCCGUCGUCGCACGGCAUGCUAGCUCAUCUGCAGACAGAGAAACUCUUGCAAAGUCCGCAGAAUUGCUUGAUGCACUCGUGGGCUCGACUACGGGUCUUAACCUCAGUGACAUACCCUAUGGAGAACCAGCCCCGCAGGCAUCACAGACAUCGGGACAGUCGACAAGCCCGGCUCUCCCUUCUGGCACCGUGGAUGACCCUCUCGCUCAAAUGUUUAUUCCCCCCGCCAACGACCCCCUGCUCGACUACCUCACGUCCGCACUCCUGAAAAACGGUCGCCGUGCAAAAGCCGCACGCCUUGUCUCACGGACACUGCUUCAUAUCCACACCUCGACGAGGGCACCGCCCCUGCCCAUCGUACGAGAAGCGAUAUUGACUGCAUCACCAGCAGUGAAGCUCGGCUCUCACAAAUACGGGACGAAAUCACUGCAAGUUCCCUACGCCUUGACCGAGAAACAACGUGUACACGCAGGAGUUAAGGCUGUUUUGGCAGCGAGCGAAUCGAGGCCUGGGUGAAAGCAAAGCGAUCGUGGAGAAGGAGAGGUUGCACAAGCUAGCCAUGGUAAACAGGUGAGUUGACCUACCCGACCGUCUGUUGUCUUAGUUUCUCAUAUUCUGUGAAGGGGUAACGUAGGUUUGAG